AUGGACACUACUUCAGAGGCAACUGGAGAUGAGAGUCUUCCUUCUCAGAUGGAGACUCUUGCCGUCUCGGAUAAUCUGAAGACUUCUCAGCCAUCCGACGAAGGGACUGAAGCUAAUGAGACGGCAAUCGACACGGCCUCCAUCGCCACCACUACCGACGCCUCACAAGAAAACCAGACCUUUUUGCGGGGUGAGGCAACAGAGGCCGUCACAGAUAGCGAUCGCGUCGCCGCCUCUGGGAAUCUCAAGAUACGCUCAAAACGCACCGAGCGACGUCAGCGUAAGAUGCUGAAGAAGACCGCCAAGAAGUCGUCACAGCCAACCCACCUUUUCGACCUUCCGAACGAGGUCCUCAACAACAUCAUGGUCUUUCUUCUACCCAGCGAUCUUUUCAGAGUCUCCCGCACAUGUCGCCAUCUUUACGAGUACGUGAAGCACGACGAGACCAUCCUCGCUCGCGAAAUCAUUGCCGCCAGAUACCCUAUCCUGGAGAAGUGCUUUCGUCUUCCGAUUCCUCUCAGUGAGGUAGACCCCGAGACCCACAGCCGUCUUCAGCAUCCAGACAGAGUGGCCGCGCUUAAUAUUCAUCGCCGUUAUCAGCAUAUUCCUCCCGCUGAUCCUUAUCGCACCUGUACUUGCCUCACCUGCGUCAUCAGAUGGAACGCGCUCUGCAAUGCUGUCGAUUUCUCCAACUGGCAGCAAAAUCUGGAAAAGGGCGAGCCAAUUCCCAUGAUGGAUCGAGGCAAGCCCUUGCCCGAGUGGAAUCGUCUUCUCGUCGAUCAGACCAUGAACCUCGUCUCCAGGGCAGUUACUUCUCCCCUGCUACAUGCCUGUAUCCUGGAGAGCCACCUCAAGAACACCGUUGUAGCCAUCAAGCGUCACAGUCAAAAUAAGGGCAAUAAGAGACGUCACUUUCAGAUGACGCAGGCCGACAUCGAGUCUCAGUCCGAUCUGUUCCUCGAUAGACAGGGGCCCGUCACUACUGAGCUACCUUUUCACCGCGACAACUACUACAUGCUCGAGGCUAUGAUGCCUAGCCGCACGUGGCUCACUGAGAAGAAGCGGUGGGGAUACAUGCCGGCGGAGGCGCAUCACAAUGACCUGGCGUGGGUCGCGACAAGGUGGCAGAUGCCACGGCCGUCUUAG
Colletotrichum chrysophilum is the source of this 1146-nucleotide messenger RNA. RefSeq lists its product as uncharacterized. NCBI's taxonomy places the organism in Eukaryota, Fungi, Ascomycota, Sordariomycetes, Glomerellales, Glomerellaceae. The record is from RefSeq and is a predicted model, not a curated record. The coding region runs from base 1 to 1146 and encodes 381 amino acids. The transcript has a single exon. Gene Ontology annotation, molecular function: protein binding.